AUGAUGGUUAUCACGAUACUAUUAUGGGCGAAACCCAAUAUAUGGGUUAAAAAAGAGGAUUUAUUUAAUGUAUGGAAUAAUAAGAAUAUAACACAGGAGGAUUUUGACCGCCAUUCUAAAUUACAUGAACUGAAGGAUGACGAUAAAGAGUUAUAUAAUAUUGGCUAUUCACUCGAGGAAAAUUAUGUUCAUGCGAAAACGCUAAGAGACCAAUAUACUAAUAUGUGUGAUUUACUAAAUGAAUGGUUAAAUAAUGAAAUAGAUAAAUAUAGAAGGAAAAGUACAUUGUGUAGAAAAAAUAGAAUGUUGUUCAAUUAUAUAGAGUCUGUAUGGCAAGAAAAGCAAAACAUACAAGUUGACGAUGAUAGAAAUUGGUGUACGUGGAAGCGUCCUCAUUAUGAUUGUGAUGUUUCAUUGCCAAUAUAUGCUGAUUUUUCUACUAAAUCCAGAAGGAACACCAUCUUUUCUGCUUGCUUUAGCCUUAUAAUAAUAGUUGUUCUUAAUUAUUUUAUUAUAUUUAAUUUUUCUAAAAUAAAGAAGCUUUUAUAUAGUAAAUAUGACCUGAUGAGGUUCAUAAGGAAAUAUUCAGAAGAUAGUCAUCCGUAUGGAAAUAAAGAGGAUUUUUCAUUAACAUCGGAUAACAAGAGAGACAAUAUACUUUACUUAUCUAUGAACAGUGCUUAA
Messenger RNA from Plasmodium gonderi, 684 nucleotides. RefSeq names its product variable surface protein. The record is from RefSeq and is a predicted model, not a curated record. Bases 1 to 684 code for a protein of 227 amino acids. Lineage: Eukaryota; Apicomplexa; Aconoidasida; Haemosporida; Plasmodiidae. The transcript has 3 exons.